UGAUUGCUGCUGCUGUGGCUGCUGCUGCCACUGCCGCUGCCGCUGUUGUUACUGUGACCACCAACUACGCAGACUCUCCGAAAGUCAGUCAACACGUCCAUCGAUGAGCAAAGAGCACUAGCCAGCACCACGUACUCUACCUUCAGAGCCCUUUCCUUUUCGGCGAUAACACAGCCUGUCCGCCUCCCCCACCACCCCCAAACACCCUCCUUUUCUAUGCUCCUUCUGUCGUCGAAUUCUCAGGUCAAUUGCCAACACUCUUGAUUAUUUCCGCUCCUCUCCCAGUCCACCAGCAACGAUUUCGUCCGUUGAGGGGUGCUGCAGAUGGGCAUGAGCGACCUGCAAGCAGCUGCUAGCGAUGGCGAGGCACGACCGACGGACCUGCAGGACGAACAGCAGCAGCAGCAGCUUGCCGCCGAGCUAGACGUCGACGCAGAAGCGCUGCAGCUGCAGCAGCAACAGCAGCAAGAGGCAAAUGCAGGCAGCGCCUUGGCCUCGGCCAAGCUUUCGACGAAGAAGAAGGAGGCUCUGUCGCAGGUGCCCUGCAAAUUCUUUCGCGCCAAUGGCUGCUCCGCCGGCAAUGCGUGCCCCUUUGCCCACAUCACGCCCGGCGAGGGCAACGGCAAGGCCGUCUGUCAGUGGUUCCUCAAGGGCAGCUGUCGCUUCGGACACAAGUGCGCCCUGGCUCACGUCCUUCCGGGUCAGCCAAUGAGCAUGGAUCGCAAGAACAAGAGGGCGGCGCAGCAUCAGCAGCAAGGGCAAGGCAACGGCGGUAACGGCAAUGGCAACGGCCAGGCCCCGAACCAGAUACAGAACCAGAUACAGAACCAGACACAGACCCAGCAAGCGGGUGGCGGUGCUCUGGGAAAUGCCAACGGCAACAAGCGCGGGCAGCCUGGCCACCGGAGAGAUCGAGACUCGCGCGGUGAUCUCGUCGUUCCUCAGAUGCAGGGACAGGCAGCAUACAUGGGCGUCGACGCUGGCGGCAGCAGGGGGGGAGGCUACCCCUUCGGCGUAGGCGUAGGGGCCAGGGAUGUCGACUUUCCCUUUGGGCUGCCCGACGACUUCCAACAAUUCUCAGGGACAGGCGGUUCUUCAGUGAGCCAUACCAACGGCAACGCACGAUCCAACUGGCAGAACCGCCUGUCAUCCAACCAGCUCGACCACGACGGACGGGGGCCAGGAGCAGGAGCCGCUCUUGGCAGCUCCUUGGGUCGGUCACACGACACGGCAGCAGAGCGCUAUGAGGCAUCCGGGCGCAGUGGCAUAGCUCUGGGCAGCCCUGUGCCAGGCAGUGCCUUUGGAACGAGCCCAUUCAGCCAUCCAGGCUCCCACUCGCUCUUUUACUCAGAGAGUGCCACAGUUCCUGGUCACCUCGACGACGAUGGGCCGCAUGCGAGGGCGAUGAGGAAUGGAGCCGGACCUCGCUCGAUGGGGCGUCUCGACGACUCCGGUCUCGAGGCUGCAAGUCGAAGGGCUUGGGGGGCGAGGUCCAGCCGUAGACGGCAAGGUAAUGGCGUGGAUGGUGGCGAGGACGACGACGACGAUGAGGCAUAUGUCCGGGCGAACCGAGCAGAGGGCUUCAAUGAGGAAGACUUUUUGCCUUCGAGCUUGUCGGAGCUCCUCACCCCAGCCGAGCUGGAGCGCAAACGGAGAAGUGUCAUCACCUCGGAUGGCAGCCAUCAGAGGCUGGCGAACAUGGGUGCAGCUGCGCAGAGCAUGCCAGCGGGCAGCGCUGCCUCACUCUGGGAUCUCGCCUAUCGCCAGGAAGCGGCAGCGAACAGAUCGGGUGCUCAGCCAGGCGCCUUUGCGACAAAGGACGCGGCAGCAGCAGCGGCAGCUCUAAAUGCGCUCGGGUCUUCACACCUCGAUGGCAGUCGCAGCGGGACGGACGUCUUUGACCAUGGAAACGGUCUUGGCAUGAGCAACAGCUCGGCUGGCUUCCUGGCAUCCAGACUUCAGCGGAGUGAUGAACGCCUUGAUAGCCGGCUCAAUCACCAGGCUGGCGUCAUUGGCAGAGAUCGCGAAGAUGCUGGCUCUAUGAGGGCGCCACCAGGCAACGCCUAUAGUCCAGAUGCCCAGGCCGCCCUCUCCCAUGCUCCAGGGCAGAGUCUUCCUCAGGGCUUAGCUGCUGGUCUCUCGAGGCUGCAUCUACGUGCUGGCGGGAGCGGCAUCGUCGCCGCUGGCCAAACACAGCAGCAAGCUCAGCUUUCGCAAAAUGCCGUUUGGCCUCCCGCGGCGUCGUCGACGUCCUCUUCGCUGCUUCCGAGACACAGUCAAAAUGCCUCACCUCACGUCAAUGCCACCAACAGCAAUCAAUUUAAAAAUGCUGCGAGGCCGUCAAUGUCGAGCAGACCGUCGAACUCUCAUCUCGACGACUUGGCGCCAACGGCUCCCUCGAGCUUGUUCCCGCACAGACCGAGUCCCCUGUCGUCCGCCUUGGCGAACCGACACGGUACGGUCUCCUCUGCCAAUGCCUCGCCCCUGCUGGACUCCCAGUCCAACUCUCCGGGCGGCAUCGCCAUCCCAGGCCAACAAGAGCAGGCUGUCACAUCGACUGGUCAGCAAAGCAUCGGUGGCAAACUCUCCGGUGUAUCACCCUCGAUUCGUUCCCACCCAGGUAUCCAGCGCCUCGUCCGCGCCAACGGCUCUUCAUCGGCACCGCCCUCGUCAUCCUCUGCUAAUUUGGCGCCGAGUCCCCUGGCACUGCUGCCCACGACAGGCGAGGAGGGCGAGGAGGUUGAGGAGGCCAUUUUCGAGCUGGAGUGAUAGAAAAAAAGUAAAAGCAAAGGAGUGACGCAAACUCUCUUCUAAUUGUAUUGGCUAUUUCUUCUUCCUUGAUUGAAGAAGGUUUGACAGAGGAAGGAGCAAUGUGACUAGAUGAAGCGGUAA
Molecule: messenger RNA, 2892 nt
Organism: Acaromyces ingoldii
Lineage: Eukaryota; Fungi; Basidiomycota; Exobasidiomycetes; Exobasidiales; Cryptobasidiaceae
Exons: 3
Coding region: 325-2769 (814 amino acids)
Biological process (GO): protein polyubiquitination
Molecular function (GO): ubiquitin protein ligase activity; metal ion binding
Source: RefSeq, a predicted model, not a curated record